UCCAACUCAUUAAAACAAACCAGUCACCGCCGUCGACGGCAGCCCUCCCCCUCACCUCUCCUGGCCACUUCUCUCUCUCCAAAUCCCACGCCCAAGCUCGAUACUCUCUCAAAUCGACUAGCAAGCAGGAAUGGGGGAACGGAAGGUUUUGAACAAGUACUACCCGCCGGACUUCGAUCCGGCGAAGAUUCCGCGGCGGCGCCAGCCGAAGAACCAGCAGAUGAAGAUACGAAUGAUGCUUCCGAUGAGCAUCCGUUGCGGCACCUGCGGGAAUUACAUUUAUAAGGGAACCAAAUUCAAUUCUCGCAAAGAAGACGUAGUCGGAGAGACCUACCUAGGGAUUCAAAUUUUUAGGUUUUAUUUCAAGUGCACUAAAUGCUCGGCUGAGAUGACCUUCAAGACAGAUCCUCAGAACUCGGAUUACAUAGUUGAAUCCGGUGCUUCGAGGAACUUCGAGCCUUGGCGUGCAGAGGAUGAAGAGACAGAGGAAGAGAAAAAGAAGAGGAAUGCUGAAGAGAUGGGAGAUGCAAUGAAGUCUUUGGAGAAUCGAACAUUAGACUCGAAGAGAGAGAUGGAUAUCCUUGCUGCUUUGGAUGAAAUGAAAUCGAUGAAGUCACGGCACGCAACUGUGAGCGUAGAUUCAAUGCUGGAAGCUCUGCAGCGCUCAAAUGAGCAGAAGGAAAGAAAGCUAUUAGAAGAAGAAGAAGCUUACAUAAAAGCAGUGUUUCAGGGUCAGAAAAAGGCUCCUUUUGUUCGAAGGAUCGAUGAUGAAGAUAUAGAUGAUGACAGCGACGAAGAUUUGGAGUUUUUCUCUUUCGACGGUGUGGGAUCUUCAUCUCGUCCAUCAAAGAGGACGAAGGUGUCUGAUGAAGAUCCUUCCAAACCAACAGAUAUUUUGACAGAGAAGAGUGGCAGUGAGGGUUCCAACAUUCAAGGUAAAGCUGGUGUUGAUGGGGCUUCUGAUGGUGGUAAACCUGUUUCGAAGACUUCUUCCAUCAAAUUCUCGAUAAUCAAGAAAUCCAUACCACAAUCCUCAACUAUAGGCCCGGAGAAAGGACAGCAAGAUGCUGAACCCGCUGCUGCUACCAGCAACGUACUCCAAUCCUUAUUCCAACAGUAUGGAAGCGAUGAAGACUAGACCAACAUAUGUAACCAGGCAUCCAAAACCUCUGGACUAAUUCGUGUAGUACACAAUUUAUGUAUCCAAAAUCAUAUGAAUAUAAGCUAAACCAAGUUUAGAAAAAUCAAAUUUCUCCA
Messenger RNA from Salvia hispanica, 1257 nucleotides. RefSeq lists its product as uncharacterized. Gene Ontology annotation, cellular component: U2-type catalytic step 1 spliceosome. Lineage: Eukaryota; Viridiplantae; Streptophyta; Magnoliopsida; Lamiales; Lamiaceae. The record is from RefSeq and is a predicted model, not a curated record. Gene Ontology annotation, biological process: mRNA splicing, via spliceosome.